This is a messenger RNA of Drosophila novamexicana, 913 nucleotides long. It is a transcript of the gene Nacalpha, whose product is annotated as nascent polypeptide-associated complex subunit alpha. The transcript has 2 exons. The coding region runs from base 85 to 741 and encodes 218 amino acids. Gene Ontology annotation, biological process: protein targeting to membrane. The record is from RefSeq and is a predicted model, not a curated record. NCBI's taxonomy places the organism in Eukaryota, Metazoa, Arthropoda, Insecta, Diptera, Drosophilidae. Gene Ontology annotation, cellular component: nascent polypeptide-associated complex; cytoplasm.
CCAGCUUUCUACCAGGUGGCAACACUUCUUUUUCACUAAAAACGUUUUGCGAUUCCGUGGUGCAGCCGCUUUUAAUAGGUAAACAUGCCUGAGCUCACUGAAAUCAAAAAUGAGGCCCCUUCGACCUCCGCUGAGGCGAAGCAGUCUGAGGACGUUGAUGUGCGCGUCGAGGAUGAUGGUAGCGAGAGUGAUUCGGAUAUAAUACCCGAAUUGGAGGAGGCUGACACAGGCACCACACAGCUGGGUGGCGGUGCCACAGGUCUGCCCAUCGAUGUUGUCUCCAAGGCAAAGCAAUCGCGCGGUGAGAAGAAGGCACGCAAAAUCAUGCUCAAGCUUGGCCUAAAGCAAAUUCAGGGUGUCAAUCGAGUCACCAUACGCAAGUCUAAAAACAUUUUGUUCGUCAUCAACAAUCCGGAUGUUUACAAGAACCCACACAGCGAUACCUAUAUUGUUUUUGGUGAGGCUAAGAUCGAGGACUUGUCGCAGCAGGCUCAAGUGGCUGCCGCCGAGAAGUUCAAGGCACCAGAAGCGGCUGGCGCUGCUGAUAGCGUUGGUGCCACCACUUCAGUGGCUCCAAUUGCAGAAGAAGAUGAGGAAGAGGUUGACGACACGGGCGUCGACGAAAAGGAUAUUGAGUUAGUCAUAACGCAGGCGAAUACGACGCGUGCAAAGGCCAUAAAGGCAUUGAAAAACAACAACAACGACAUCGUUAAUGCCAUUAUGGAGCUUACUAUGCUCUAAGGGCCACGGAGGAACAUCGUUGCUUUCGUUGAUUACCCGCCUUUCGAUAAAAUACAAAUAAACAAACCCAAAUCCCAAAUGUUAUGUGCAUGCGUCUCUGCAUGUUAAACACCAGUCGAACAUUUAACAAAUUAACAGGAGAAGAAUAAAGUGACAUGCUUUAAAAAGUCAA